This is a messenger RNA of Leopardus geoffroyi (Geoffroy's cat), 1733 nucleotides long. RefSeq names its product Y-box binding protein 1 (gene YBX1). Gene Ontology annotation, molecular function: nucleic acid binding. The record is from RefSeq and is a predicted model, not a curated record. The coding region runs from base 338 to 1312 and encodes 324 amino acids. Gene Ontology annotation, biological process: regulation of gene expression. Gene Ontology annotation, cellular component: nucleus. Lineage: Eukaryota; Metazoa; Chordata; Mammalia; Carnivora; Felidae. The transcript is spliced from 8 exons.
CGGCGGAGGCAGGAACGGUUGUAGGUCGGCCGAAUUAGCCGCCUAAGAGCCAAUGGGAAUGGAGGAGUGAUAAAGUGUUAGCCAAUAGAAGCCAGGAGUCGGGGUCAGGUGGUGAGAUUGGCAGCACUAGCGGCCAGUGAACGAUGCUUGGGGCGGGUCGCUCGCAGGGCUUAUCCCGCCCGUCCCGCCAUUCUCGCUAGUUCGAUCGGUAGCGGGAGCGGAGAGCGGACCCCAGAGAGCCCUGAGCAGCCCCACCGCCGCCGCCGGCCUAGUUACCAUCACACCCCGGGAGGAGCCGCAGCUGCCGCAGCCGGCCCCAGUCACCAUCACCGCAACCAUGAGCAGCGAGGCCGAGACCCAGCAGCCGCCCGCCGCCCCCCCCGCCGCCCCCGCCCUCAGCGCUGCCGACACCAAGCCCGGCACCACGGGCAGCGGCGCAGGGAGCGGCGGCCCGGGCGGCCUCACAUCGGCGGCGCCUGCCGGCGGGGACAAGAAGGUCAUCGCAACGAAGGUUUUGGGAACAGUAAAAUGGUUCAAUGUAAGAAACGGAUAUGGUUUCAUCAACAGGAAUGACACCAAGGAAGAUGUAUUUGUACACCAGACUGCCAUAAAGAAGAAUAACCCCAGGAAGUACCUUCGCAGUGUAGGAGAUGGAGAGACUGUGGAGUUUGAUGUUGUUGAAGGAGAAAAGGGUGCGGAGGCAGCAAAUGUUACAGGCCCUGGUGGAGUUCCAGUGCAAGGCAGUAAAUAUGCAGCAGACCGUAACCAUUAUAGACGCUAUCCACGUCGCAGGGGUCCUCCACGCAAUUACCAGCAGAACUACCAGAAUAGUGAGAGUGGGGAAAAGAACGAGGGAUCGGAGAGUGCUCCCGAAGGCCAGGCCCAACAGCGCCGGCCCUACCGCAGGCGACGGUUCCCACCUUACUACAUGCGGAGACCCUAUGGGCGUCGACCACAGUAUUCCAACCCUCCUGUGCAGGGAGAAGUGAUGGAAGGUGCUGACAACCAGGGUGCAGGAGAACAAGGUAGACCAGUGAGACAGAAUAUGUAUCGGGGUUAUAGACCACGAUUCCGCAGGGGUCCUCCUCGCCAAAGACAGCCUAGAGAGGACGGCAAUGAAGAAGAUAAGGAAAAUCAAGGAGAUGAGACCCAAGGUCAGCAGCCACCUCAACGUCGGUACCGCCGUAACUUCAAUUACCGACGCAGACGCCCAGAAAACCCUAAACCACAAGAUGGCAAAGAGACAAAAGCAGCCGAUCCACCAGCUGAGAAUUCGUCCGCUCCCGAGGCUGAGCAGGGCGGGGCUGAGUAAAUGCCGGCUUACCAUCUCUACCAUCAUCCGGUUUAGUCAUCCAACAAGAAGAAAUGAAUAUGAAAUUCCAGCAAUAAGAAAUGAACAAAAGAUUGGAGCUGAAGACCUUAAGUGCUUGCUUUUUGCCCAUUGACCAGAUAACUAGAACUAUCUGCAUUAUCUAUGCAGCAUGGGGUUUUUAUUAUUUUUACCUAAAGAUGUCUCUUUUUGGUAAUGACAAACGUGUUUUUUAAAAAAAAAGAAAAAAAAAGCCUGGUUUUUCUCAAUACACCUUUAAAGGUUUUUAAAUUGUUUCAUAUCUGGUCAAGUUGAGAUUUUUAAGAACCUCAUUUUUAAUUUGUAAUAAAAGUUUACAACUUGAUUUUUUCAAAAAAGUCAACAAAUGGCAAGCACCUGUUAAUAAAGGUCUUAAAUAAUUGUC